AUGUCUACUUUCGAUCCCGCAGCGAGAAAGCGAGUCCUCCGGGUCAUUGCUGUCUCGCUACUCCUCGAUCUGAUUUCCUUCACCUUCAUCCUUCCCUUGUUCCCCAAGCUUCUCGAGUUCUACCGCGACCGUGAAGGCCAGGAGCCAAUCGGCCACGACGGACCUCAAACUCUCCUCCAGACCGUCCUAUCAGGCCUCCACCGAUACAAGGCUUCUUUCUCCCGUCCUAUCGAGUCGCGACAUGACAUCGUGCUGCUGGGCGGGGCUCUAGGCUCUCUGUUCUCACUUCUGCAAGCCAUUGCAUCUCCUCUUAUCGGCGCCCUCUCCGAUCGAUAUGGCCGUCGCAAAGCUCUGCUGGCUUCCAUGUGUGGCAACAUUCUCUCUGUCUUGCUCUGGGUCGCUGCUGUCGAUUUCCGUACAUUCAUCGCAAGUCGUGUCGUUGGUGGGCUAUCAGAAGGCAAUGUCCAGCUCGCUACGGCGAUGGCAAGUGAUAUCUCGGACGAGUCGUCUCGCGGUGCAACUAUGGCUUUGAUCGGCGCGUGUUUCUCAAUCGCUUUCACCUUCGGUCCUGGUCUUGGCGCGUGGCUCAGCACAUUCUCGACAUUUACGGCGAACCCCUUUGCCGCAGCUGCGGGAUUCAGUCUUGCGCUGAUUGUUGUGGAAACAGUGUAUCUAUACUUCAGCCUGCCUGAGACGUUACCAUCGCUACGUGGUGCUCAGGCUAAGGACGACGGGAAGAAGAAGGCCACGCCCAAGGCUAUUGAGAGGACCAACUCUCACUUUCUCUUGAACGCCAUCCACUUCGUCUUUCUGCUUUUCUUUUCCGGCAUGGAGAGUUCUCUGUCUUUUAUGACAUACGAGCUCUUCUCGUUCACUUCCGGCAAGAAUGGAAGAUUACUUGGCUAUGUUGGUCUUGUGGCUUCUAUUCUCCAGGGUGGUGUCACACGACGACUCCCACCUUUGAUGUCUGUUCGAAUCGGCACCCUCGCUUGCCUUGCGUCCUUCAUUCUUCUGGGACAGGUCAACACAAUUGGUGGUCUGUACCUUGCUGCUACGUGCCUGGCCAUUACAUCAGCUACUGUCGUUACGGGUCUGAAUGCACUUUCCAGCUUCGAGGCUCACGAGGACGAGCGCGGCAACAAGCUCGGCAUGCUACGAAGCUGGGGUCAGCUCGGUCGAGGUCUCGGCCCUAUCCUGUUCACAAGUGUGUACUGGUGGGCUGGCCGUGAGGUGGCAUAUGGUAUGGGCGCAACAGGUAUUGCUGUUGUCGCUGCGGCGGUGUUUGGUGGAUUGAAGACACCCAAGGGUGUGGACACUAAGGGCAAGAAGGUUGAGGGUAAGAGUCUCCCAAGACAGGAAGACCAAGGGGGUGUUCGAACCGCAUUGCGUGCAGAGUAA
Fusarium redolens is the source of this 1398-nucleotide messenger RNA. RefSeq names its product major facilitator superfamily domain-containing protein. The coding region runs from base 1 to 1398 and encodes 465 amino acids. The transcript is spliced from 4 exons. The record is from RefSeq and is a predicted model, not a curated record. Gene Ontology annotation, cellular component: brush border membrane. Lineage: Eukaryota; Fungi; Ascomycota; Sordariomycetes; Hypocreales; Nectriaceae. Gene Ontology annotation, molecular function: transmembrane transporter activity. Gene Ontology annotation, biological process: transmembrane transport.